Neoarius graeffei (lesser salmon catfish) is the source of this 834-nucleotide messenger RNA. RefSeq names its product zona pellucida sperm-binding protein 4-like. NCBI's taxonomy places the organism in Eukaryota, Metazoa, Chordata, Actinopteri, Siluriformes, Ariidae. Bases 1 to 834 code for a protein of 277 amino acids. Gene Ontology annotation, molecular function: structural constituent of egg coat; acrosin binding. The record is from RefSeq and is a predicted model, not a curated record. The transcript is spliced from 8 exons. Gene Ontology annotation, biological process: prevention of polyspermy; binding of sperm to zona pellucida. Gene Ontology annotation, cellular component: egg coat.
AUGGCGCCACUGUGCAAAUGGAAAGGAUUAUUCAUGCCUAUAUACCAGUUCCCUGUAACUGCUUGUGGGACUACCAUGAAAGUACAAGCUGGUUAUAUGGUCUAUGAAAACAGGAUGUUCUCUACCUAUGAUGUUGGAGUUGGACCCCAUGGCUCAAUUACAAGAGACACUCACUAUGAGCUUUACUUCCAGUGUAAAUAUUCAGGUGUUGGCUUUGGGGCUCUGGCUAUUGAACCUUCAGUCAAUCAUCUUGUGCCUGUUGUUGCUCCUGGACCACUCCAAGUAGAAUUAAGAUUAGGAAAAGGUUCAUGUGUCACAAAGGGUUGUGUAGAAGAACAAGUAGCCUAUACCUCAUACUACAGUGUUCCUGACUACCCUGUGAUAAAGGUUCUGAGGGAGCCUGUGUAUGUUGAGGUGCAUAUCACUGGGAGAACUGACCCAAAUAUUGUCCUGGUUUUGGGUGACUGCUGGGCAACUACUUCCCCUAACCCAUAUAGCCUUCCCCAAUGGGACCUUUUGGUGAAUGGGUGUCCAUACAAGGAUGACCGCUAUCUGUCCAAGCUGAUACCAGUGACUGGGAUGUCUGGACUUGCAUACCCUUCUCAUUACAGACGCUUUGUCCUGAAGAUGUUUACGUUUGUGGAUCAGACCUCUGUGGCUCCACUGCAUGAGAUGCUCUACAUCCACUGCAGUACAGCUGUCUGUCUCCCAACUGCACAAGACUCUUGUGAACCAAUGUGCACCAAGAGAAGAAGAGAUGCUGCAGCAGGAGGGAGGUCUCCUGGUGCAUCAGGAAUAGUGUCUAGUGGAGGAGUGAUCUUUAUGCAAGUUUGA